AUGGAUGCGGCUGUUCGGGUGCAGGGCCCCUACCGGAUCACUGCCCCGGCACAGAAGAGCCGUUCUCGGCGAGACGACGGGAUGUCGGACACGAAUGGCAAGACGGUCCGCCGCCGCAAAAAUGUAGACGAAAACGGUGGUUCCUCGCGCAACGACACUGAAGAUGAUGCCCGCGACAGCAACGAAAGCGCUCAAGAAGAUGAUGAUAAGUCGACACGGCUCACAUUGAUGGAACAGAUCCUGCUGCUCGGGUUAAAGGACCGCGAGGGAUACACGUCGUUCUGGAACGAUUGCAUUUCUUCGGGUCUGAGGGGAUGCGUCCUGAUUGAACUGGCACUCCGCGGCCGCAUCAGCCUUGAGCCAACCGGCAUGCGGAAAAAGGGUCUCCUCUCGAGAAAGAUUGUUCUUAAAGACAGCGCCCCUACCGGAGAUGUUAUUCUCGAUGAGGCUCUGCGACACAUCAAGGAAACGACUCCAAAUGAGAGCGUGACUAGCUGGGUUGAAUACCUUUCUGGGGAGACCUGGAAUCCCUUGAAGCUUCGCUACCAGCUCCGGAACGUUAGGGAACGUCUUGCCAAAAAUUUGGUCGAGAAGGGCGUGCUGACGACGGAUAAGCAGAAUUUCCUUCUUUUCGAAAUCACCACGCACCCGCUGUCGGAUGGCAAUAUGAAGACCAGGUUGAUCAAGGAAGUGCAAGAAGUUGUGCUCUCGCGCUGGACCAACGACGUUCACCGCAUGGACAAGAGGAUGCUAUCGCUGAUCAUCCUCGCACAUGCCAGUGAUGUUCUCGAGAAUGCAUUUGCACCACUCAAUGAUCAAGAUUACGAGGUGGCGAUGCGGCGGGUGCGGGCUUUGCUUGAGCUGGAAUUCGAGGUCGAGGCAGAGAAGAAGGGCAGCGACCUGAUAUGUGCCUCCCCGAUUGUCCACAUUAAUCCUGUGAUUUUUGACAUCCCUUACGGACUUGCUUUAUCGUGUAACCCUAGUUCUACGCUUUCCCAUACUCGC
Molecule: messenger RNA, 1005 nt
Organism: Mesorhabditis spiculigera
Lineage: Eukaryota; Metazoa; Nematoda; Chromadorea; Rhabditida; Rhabditidae
Source: the annotation of a GenBank genome assembly